Molecule: messenger RNA, 1212 nt
Organism: Fusarium graminearum PH-1
Lineage: Eukaryota; Fungi; Ascomycota; Sordariomycetes; Hypocreales; Nectriaceae
Exons: 2
Coding region: 1-1212 (403 amino acids)
Molecular function (GO): protein dimerization activity
Source: RefSeq, a predicted model, not a curated record
AUGCCCCGACCAGGUCUUCCACUCACUCCAGGCUCUUCAUCCGACAUUAAAGGAAAAGACGGAACUCAACAGCUCGCUUCUUUUCAACUCUCGUUCGAGCUGCCACCUCCAGCGAUCUAUGACGCUUCUCGCAUAUCGCCCACAAUGUCAUCUCAGGUUUCACCGACAGAUACGAAGUCGCAACAGGUUGGCACUGCUUCACCAGGAACAACAUACCCAAUGCAACCUGCCGAGGCCGUAAAGGCUCGACGUCGUUCAUCAGCUGCCAGGGAUGCAAAGGAUAACUCGUUCGCUCUACCACCUCCGCCAACUCGAUCCCGGAAAAUAAUCCAGAUGAAACCUCGACAGGAGGGAAGCAGCGACAAUACCAACAAGGAAAAGGCGAAGACGACUAGCAAGAGCACUGCGAAAACCACAACCACUGCAGCCAACUCAAAGGCCACAGCACCUCAAGGGGAUGCGGCCACAGAUGACAAGACGAAAAAGAAGCAACCCAGUGCCACAAGCGCAGCGGGACGAAAGAUCGCCAGGAAAACCGCACACAGUUUGAUCGAGCGUCGAAGGCGGAGCAAAAUGAAUGAGGAGUUUGCUGUACUCAAAGGCAUGAUUCCAGCCUGUACAGGAGAUAUGCAUAAACUGUCCAUUCUUCAGGCUUCGAUCGAAUACAUCCGGUACUUGGAGGAUUGUGUCUCCAAGUUGAAAGCACAACAGGAGGAUGAUGGUCAGACAGAGUCCGGCCGUCAAACACCUACCGGCCGAGAGCGGUUACCCUCCAUUCGUGAAUUUCACCCAACUUUCCAAGGCGACCCAGCCGGUGAUGAUGAUAUUGAGAUGGAGGAUUCUGAUGUCACAUCGCCUGCUCUAAAUGCCAUGUCGGAUCAUAAUGCCCGCCAUCCGUCUGCGUCCCCUGCACUUCCUCCACAAGACUCUCGCCAUCGAGCACAGUCAUACUCUUCCGCAUCAACAGACCAUCGCAGAUAUAGCUACAGCGUUUCUGCUGGAACGUCACCCGCCUUCGGUCCGCAGAUAUACGGAGCGCCACACUAUGCCAGGAGCGAUGCCUCAGCGCCAGGGUCAGCCUUGACAAGCCCAGCGCUCAACCCUCAAAGCGAGCUGGAUCAAGAGGCUAUGGCUGCAUUGUUGAUGCUUAAUAAUGAUCGUCGGGAUUCCAAGGGCAGAGGACUAUCGGUGCGUGAUCUUCUCAGCACAUGA